Pantherophis guttatus is the source of this 5124-nucleotide messenger RNA. Its product is annotated as scavenger receptor cysteine-rich domain-containing protein DMBT1-like. The record is from RefSeq and is a predicted model, not a curated record. NCBI's taxonomy places the organism in Eukaryota, Metazoa, Chordata, Lepidosauria, Squamata, Colubridae. Gene Ontology annotation, cellular component: membrane.
AUCAGGACAAGCUGCAGUUUAAGUCCAAGCUUUUGCUCAUUACAACAAGUGAAUAAUCUGCUUCUACCUAGUUGGGAUCUAUGGCUUCCUAUUCUCUCCCCUUUGGGGAGAAAUAUCUAGGAGAGAGAAUCAAAGAGGUUACUUUGACCCUUUUAUUCUUUACCUGUUUUUGGGAUUUAGCUGUGACUAUCCAACCAACUGCUACACAACCAAUAGAGAUUCGCCUGGUGAAUGGUUCAAGUCGCUGUGUAGGGAGAGUGGAAGUAUUCCAUAAUGGUUUGUGGGGUACUGUUUGUGAUGAUAACUGGGGCAUAGAAGAUGCCCGUGUUGUCUGCCGGCAGCUAGGCUGUGCAAGUGCAAUAUCAGCACCAAGGGAAUCCAAUUUUGGCCGAGGAGUUGGUCGCAUCUGGAUGGAUGAAGUUCGAUGUAUAGGGACAGAAAGCUUCCUCAAUCAAUGCCCAUCAAGACCUUUGGGAGACAAUGAUUGCCAUCAUGGAGAAGAUGCUGGUGUUGUGUGUUCAGAGAUGAGACUGGCAGGUGGUUCUACCAUUUGCACUGGUAGAGUUGAGGUGUUGUUUAACCAAAGAUGGGGAACAAUUUGUGACAAUGGCUGGGAUUUAGCUGAUGCCAAUGUGGUGUGCCGGGAAGUAGGCUGUGGAAAUGCAUUAGCAGCAGCAGGUGCAGCUAAAUUUGGACAAGGAACUGGUCCAAUCUGGAUGGAUCAGGUAAACUGCACAGGGGAAGAAGACAGUCUAAGAAAAUGUCCACCAAAAAGCAUGAAAGAACACAGUUGUAGCCACAGUAAGGAUGCUGGCGUGGAGUGUGCAGAACCACCUGAGAUCAGAUUAUCAAAUGGUCCCAAUCAUUGUUCAGGGAGAGUUGAGAUCUUGCAUGAAAAACUCUGGGGAACUAUUUGCGAUGACGACUGGGACCUUGAUGACGCCACAGUUGUAUGCCAGUAUUUAGGCUGUGGGAAUGCACUGGCAGCCCCACGUGGUUCUCGUUAUGGAGCUGGAGCUGGUCCCAUAUGGCUAGAUGGUGUGAACUGCACAGGAUCAGAGACAGCCAUCAGCAAAUGUCCAGCAAAAACAUGGGGGGAACAUGACUGCACUCAUUCAGAAGACGCUGGUGUGGUAUGUGCAGAACUUCGACUAGUAGGUGGACCUACUCGUUGUGCAGGAAGGCUUGAGAUAUACCACAACAAGCAAUGGGGGACUGUGUGUGAUGAGGACUGGGAUUUAAAUGAUGCCAAUGUGGUGUGCAGAGAACUGGAGUGUGGAACUGCCCUAAAGGCCGUUGGAGGAGCACAGUUUGGCCAAGGAUCUGGAGUCAUUUGGCUAGACAGAGUGAACUGCACAGGAAAAGAAGCUUUUCUGAAUGAAUGCCCAAAAAGACCUUGGGGAGAGCAUAGCUGUGCCCACAGCAGGGAUGCAAGUGUGGAAUGCUCAGACCCAUAUGAAGUCAGAUUGGUGAAUGGUACAAGUCGUUGUUCUGGGAGAGUUGAAGUGCUGCACAACCAACAGUGGGGAACAGUCUGUGACGAUGGCUGGGAGCUCACCAAUGCACAAGUUGUGUGCAAGGAACUGGGCUGUGGAAUAGCUUUAGCAGCCCCACGAGGAGCAAAAUUUGGAAAAGGAAAUGAUCCCAUUUGGCUGGAUGAUGUCAAAUGUAAAGGAACAGAAGCUGGUCUUCGUGACUGUCGUCUAAAAUCUUGGGGAGAACACAACUGCAACCAUGGAGAAGAUGCUGGUGCUGUAUGUUCAGAACUCCGACUGGUGAACGGCGUAAGCCGCUGUUCAGGAAGAGUGGAAAUCUUCCAUGACCAACAGUGGGGGACUGUGUGUGAUGACCGCUGGGACAUCAAGCAUGCUGAGGUGAUCUGCAGGGAAAUGGGCUGUGGUGUUGCUUUGAGAGCCCGAAGAAAGGCAUAUUUUGGAGAGGGAACAGGGCCAAUUUGGCUAGAUGAUGUGAACUGCCAUGGAUCAGAAAACUCCCUCAGUCAAUGCACAGCAAGCGCUUGGGGAACAAAUAACUGCCGCCACGCAGAAGAUGCUGGGGUGGAGUGUGCAGAUCCAGUGGAGCUCAGACUAGUCAAUGGCUCACACCGAUGUACCGGGAGGGUAGAAGUAUUUCAUCUCCAGCAAUAUGGGACUGUUUGUGAUGACAACUGGGACUUGAAUGAAGCUGUUGUUGUGUGUCGAUACCUUGAUUGUGGAUCAGCCAUUUCUGCCCCUCGUUCAGCUCGGUUUGGUCGAGGAAAUGAUGCUAUCUGGCUGGAUGAUGUUGAAUGCACAGGAACUGAAACUUCCCUCACUUCUUGCAAGGCCAAGCCUUGGGGAACUAAUGACUGUAACCACGGGGAAGAUGCUGGUGUUGUAUGUUCAGAGAAUGUCAGGCUGGUCAAUGGCACAAAUCGCUGCAGUGGAAGAGUAGAGGUUCGAACAUCUGGGAGUGAUGAGUGGGGGACAGUCUGUGACCGGACUUGGGACUUAAAAGAGGUAGAAGUUGUGUGCAGGCAAUUGGGCUGUGGAGGUGCUGGAUCGGCUCCAAAAGGAGCUCAUUUUGGGCGUGGAUUAGGUCGCAUCUGGAUGGAUGAUGUCAAUUGUGAAGGCACAGAAAAUUCCCUUCAAGAAUGCAGAGCAAAUACCCAGGGGACAAACAACUGUGUUCAUGGUCAAGAUGCAAGUGUUAUUUGUUCAGACACUUUCACCCUUAAUGUGGCAAAGAUAAGACUAGAAGAUGGUCCAAACUCUUGUGCAGGCCGGGUUGAAGUCUAUCACCAACAGCAAUGGGGAACUGUAUGUGAUGAUGGAUGGGGCCUUCAAGAUGUAGCUGUGGUGUGUAAGCAGUUAAAGUGUGGCAUUCCUUUGGAAUCCCAGUCUGGGGCACACUUUGGAAGAGGUACUGGCCCUAUUUUUCUGGAUGACGUGAACUGCACUGGGACAGAAAUGUCAAUCAAAGAUUGCCGAGGACGUUCUGUAGGAGAGCAUGACUGUGAUCAUUCAGAAGAUGCUGGUGCAGUUUGCUCAGGUCCCCUGAAUGUACGAUUAGCAAAUGGCCCCAAUGCCUGUACUGGACGAGUAGAGUUGAACUAUAAUGGCACCUGGCUCUCUAUUGGGGAUUCAGGUUGGAGUCUUAAGGAAGCCACAGUGAUAUGUCGACAAUUGGGCUGCGGUUCAGCAUUGUCUGUGCCCAAGGGCAAUGAAUAUGGCAUGGGUGUUGGCCCAGCGUUUCUGGAUAAUGUGAAAUGUAAAGGAACAGAAUCAUCCCUUGCUGAGUGCCAAGCCGCAACCACAGCUUCCAAGAAAUGCAUCUGUGGCUCCUAUGCGGGAGCCGUAUGUGAAGGACAGUCAGGCUCAGGCAGAACUGCUGCAGUCAUUUUAAGCCUGCUAGCUAUUAUUUUACUUAUUGGGGGUUUAGUGUUUUACCUGUGGAAAAAGGGAGUGAAAUUAUCUGCACUGAAUCCUUUCACACGGAGCCGAGAGCCCUUCAUGGAAAAUAUCAGUGUUGGGUCAAAUAUGGUCAAUGGCCUUCGAGAAAUGUAUAGUCGGGGAAGAGAACAAAUCGCCUCUGAAGGGGACCCUGAAGGUGACACCAUCUGCCUCGUGAAAGCCCCAUCUGAUCCUUCGGCAAGCAGCACUGACUGACAGACUGGGAAGGGACAAAAGCUUAAGUGCUAGAAAAACAGAAGCAACUGUCAGAAAUAGGUCAUUCUGUGAUCCGCUCAUAGGAUGUCAUAACCAUGUCAUCAGUUUUCAUGUUGCUAGCAUGAAUGUUUAGAGACUUUUGCUGGCAUCUCUUGAAUUAAUCAUACAACUAUCCUCACUAUCCCAAAAAUUGAAGUAAUUAGACAAGGAUUGAAGACAACAUAGAUGUACUUAGAGAUAUCCAUGAUACUAGUGUUCUUACAAGAUGAGGCUUUGGGAAAUUGCUUUCAAACUCCUUGUUUUCAUUAUUGUUCAUUAUAAGUAACAACAUUUGAUUUAAUAUCCCCAUUAGAACCAUUACAGAUCACACUUGUUGUAUAAUAAAAAGUUAGAUCCAGAAAUUAUAUUUCCAAUCCCUAAUACAAUAAUAAAAAGCCAAUAUACAAACAGGAUGAAGUGCCUCUCAGUGUGAAAAAUAUUAGAUAGUACAUAUUUUGUACAAGGUGUAGACAAAUCCUAUAUCACACAUUUGAAUCAACUUUCCUGCAAAUCCACAUCAAAAUAUAAGCAGAGUUGAACUAACUGAGCUUUAAGGUUUAGACAAUUGCAUAUUAGGAUAAACAGGUCAACCUGAACUGGAUCCAUCUUGGAGUCCGUGGUGUGCAAAACAUAUUUACUUUCCAUCAAAAUUUUCUUUGUAUAUUUUUUUAAUGCUGGACAAGGCACAUUUGAUGUUUACAACUUUCUUAAAAUUCCCUUUUUUAGUUUUCAUUUGGGUAUUUUUUCUAAAUUAUAAAUAUCUGCAUUUUUUUUUAUAUCCAACUACUCCAAAUACAUCAGCUAUCUUAGUGGUAAAAUCUAGUUAACCGUAUUUGAUCUCAAAAAUCUAAGGGUAAUAUCACUUGUAUGAAAAACUACCAGGAAAUUUCAAUGAUGUAGGCUAAUCCCUAAAGACAUCAAUAAGAAACCAUCUCAGUAUUACUAUUUUAAAAAACAGCAUGGACAUAUCCAUGUUGUCAUCAGAAGCCAAGUUCAUCUUCAGGGAGAUUGUAUAUUUGUUCCCUCAAAAUGGGCAUUUUUGAAUGUAUUUUUUCCAAAUAUCCUCCUUUUUGUGAAUUUUUGAGGAAUAAGACAGGGAAAGGCAAAUACUUUCAGGCUGCACCAGAGGCCAUUUUUACAAAUAAUAUCAUUUAUACCCCUUAAAAUCUGUACAGAAUUUCUUUUCCAUCCCAUGUAUGUCUAUCUGACAUUUGUUAUUUUGCCUUCUUUAACCUUUGGUCUAGUGGGGGAAAUGGUUUAGUUGCUUAUGGUGAUAUAGAUGAAUUGAAUUUUACAGUUAAAGCUAAACUACAUAGAUAUUUGCUAUGUAACUUCAUUCUGAGCAUUUCUAUUAGGAGCCAUCUGUAUAACCAAGAUUUCUUGUAGUAUAAAAAAUACACUAUUGGGGGAAAUUAAUAAACAUCAAAUCAAAGAAAAA